UACUGAGAAUCAUGUGCAAAACUGAAGUGAGAGAGAGAGUGGAGCAGGCGAGGGGAAGAGAGCGAGAGAGAGAGACCGAGUGAGACAGAGUGUGAGAGUCGCUCCUGCCCUCUGUCUUUACACACUGCUGCCUGUGUGUGCGCGUCGUCUCUCCCUGCCUGCACUCUCUCACACACACACACUCACGCAGACGCACGCUCACACAGACCGAGGGAGAGAGCGGAUAGAGCGAGCAAGAGAGAGAGGAGGGAGAACACAUCGCAGCAAGAUGCAGCAGGAGGUUUUCCGAGGUUUUGGGGGCCGGUCAUGGUGUCCUGGCUGGAGGUGUCGGACCCCCUCCACGCAGGCCUCUUCCUGCCGCGCCUGAACAAGCAGCGCCUGCCCGCCGGGCCUGCCCUCUUCUGUGACGUCAACCUCAUCGCCACCAGCAACGCCAAGUUCGCUGCCUGCAGCCAGUACUUCCGCCAGCUGCUGCUGUCGACGUCUUCCCUACUGCCUACGACUCCUGUAUUAGACUGACGCCAUCCGCCAUCCGCCAUCUACCCCCUCUUCCGGGCUCAUCCAGGGGGCUGAGCUGGACCUGGAGCUGCCUAACCUCCUGUCCAGUGUGCUAUCCAACCUGCUCGACUUCAUCUACUCCUCCCGCGUCGCCCGCUAGGGCUCCAAGGGGACCAGGCGUCUGUCGGAGGCGGGCCUCAGCCUCGGGGUGCCCAUCUUGACCCACCUGGUUGAGGAAGAAGAGGAGGAGGAACCAGGGCAGAUGAAGGGUAAAAGCAGGCAGGGCCGAGGAGGGGAGGCCAUGAUGGAGGGGCUGAUGAAUGACGAGGCAGACGGCCCCGAGAACGCUAAGAUCACCCUCAGCUUCCCCCUCAGCGCUGCCCUGCCCGCUGCCCUCACCGUUCACAACCACCGCUCCUCCUCAGCCACAUCCUACCCCUGCCGCCGACACCCCUCCUCAGCCACCAAGGGGUCCAACGAGGGGUCAGCGUGGAAACUGGAUGCCACCACCACGGACAAACGGCCGCCCUUUAAGCCCCCCCAGCGGGACAGCUCCCCGUCCUCUUCCUCCGCCUCCUCUUCCCCUUCCUCUCCCAUGGAUCUUACCGAAAAGGACAUCAAAUCUCCCCCGCCUCUUUUCAAAGCAGGUCUGGACUCCCAGUUCCACAGGUUCCCCCCCAGGUCCUCCAAUGGGCCUAUAGGGUGUUACCCAGGGGAGGGUCACAGACUGACCAAUGGCACGGCCUCACCCUCAAAGACUGCACAGAUCCUGUUCAACCUGAGCACUGUGGCUUAUCGGGGCCAGGGGGGGCGGGGCACAGAAAGAAAGGAGAAAACAGGAAAAAAAGGAGGGAGGGUGGGCAGCCCCCAAGUUGGAACAAACCUACACCCGCCCACCCUCCACCUUUCUCCACCUCCUCUUCCUCACCCCUCCUCCUCUUUCACUCUUCCUCCUCACUCCUCCUCCACCCUCCCAGAUGGCCCCAAGCCGGAGCUGAUAUGUGGGGUGUGCCACCGCCUCUUCAGCUCCGCCUCGUCUCUCACGGCCCACAUGCGGCUGCACCGUGGCGGCCGGGCCCUCAGCUGUCAGCACUGUGGCAAAGCCUUCAUCCAUAACAAAAGACUACAGUCCCACGAGGCCUCCUGCACGCACUUUCUGAGCCCGGCCCUCCCAUCUAACAUCCCCCUUCUCCCCAUCCUUCCGAAAGAGGAGCCCCUGGAGGAGGGGGAGGUUAGGGUGGAGGGAGGACAGAUUCUGGGGGCAAGUGAGGAGGAUAUGAAGCCUGGCAAAGGGAAAAAAGGGCGAGGUCUCCUGGUUCGGCACGAAGGCGACGUGUCAGAGCUGGUGGGGGACGAGGACCACUUCGUCAAGGUGGUGGACGGCCACGUCAUCUACUUCUGCUCGGUGUGCGAGCGCUCCUACAUGACCCUGUCCAGCCUCAAGCGUCACUCCAACGUGCACUCAUGGCGCCGCAAGUACCCCUGCCACUUCUGCGACAAGGUGUUCGCCCUGGCUGAGUACCGCACCAAGCAUGAGGUGUGGCACACGGGCGAGCGCCGCUACCAAUGCAUCUUCUGCUGGGAGGCCUUCGCCACCUACUACAACCUGAAGACCCACCAGAAGGCUUUCCAUGGCAUCAGCCCGGACCUCAUUUCCAGCGAAAAGACAGCCAAUGGUGGUUACAAGCAGAAGGUCAACGCCCUCAAGUUCUACCGCCUGCUCCCCAUGCGUUCCCAGAAGAGGCCCUACAAGACCUACAGCGACUCCCUGGCCAACGGCCUGCUGCUGCCCCCGUCUGACCUCUCUGCCGUCCCCCUGCCUCAGCCCCUGGACUGCAGCCUGCCUGACUCCCUGGACCCCAGUGGCCUUCACAGCCUCAUCAGUUGCUCUCUACCCAAGGGUGUGAAGCCUGACCCUGACGAGAUCCCUGCCGGCUUCCCCCUCACAGUGGGCCUUGAGCAGGGAGAGAUCCCCACACUGCACCACUCUCUAACAGGCAUGGCCUUAGGGAGAGUAGCUGACAGAGAGGCAGAGUCAGAGCAUGUAGGUAGCUGUGGCAGCAGCUCCAAGGCAUCCGUUCGUAACAAAGUCAAAACUCCCAAGGUCAGCGGUAGCCCAGAGUUGGGUUUGUCCUCUGUCAUUACAUACGGCCACUCAAAGCCUUCCGUCAUAGUGCACGGCACAGCGGCGUCAUCCGUCAUUGUCCAUAGCAACCAGGUCACCUCUGGGGCCGGGAAAAGCCCCCUGAGCAGCCCCUCCCCUGAAGCUAGCAACAGCCAGACACUCCCCAAGGUCAGUGCAAAGCCUGUUAAAAUUCACAGGGAAAGUACGGAGAGCCAUAGGAAGAGAGCUAAAUUAGUGGACAGUUCAGGCGCCACAGAGGAGUCGGAGAGGAGAUCAGAAACAGGUAGGUCCCAUCAUAAGUCCCGCAAGGGGCACAGCAAGAGUGACAGCUCCUCAGCCAAACAGUCGUCCACAGGGACAGAGGGCAAAGGGGCUGGGCCGCUGUGCCAGAUCACGGUGCGGAUAGGCGAGGAGGCCAUGGUCAAACGCAGCAUCUCCGAAACUGACCUCAAGAGGGACAGGAGCCCCGCUCCUUCCAGAACCAAAAGGACGGAAUCCUCCCCACAGGACGCCAAGGAACCUCGCCACUCCCACCACCACCAUCAUCACCACAAACACCGCUCCCAUCGCAGCUCUAGCAUCGAAGCUGAGGGGGAGAGAGGAGGAGAUGGGGAGAGAGAAAAUGGAGAGGGGGACAGCCGGAAGAAAAGCCCCAAAGCCCCGGGCAAGGUCAGAGAGUACUACUUCCGCCAGGAGGUGCGCAAGCAGUGGGAGAGUGAGGACGAUGAGGACAACCUCUGGAGGCCCUACUACUCAUACAAGCCCAAGAGGAAGGCCCCUCAUGCCCACAAAGCAAAGAACUGGCAACGCAAACUCCGCUACAAACGCUCCCUCCGGCUGAUGAGGAGGGCAGAGAGACUCAUGGACCAUGUGAACAAGGAGGCGGAGGACCAAGAGGAAGAGGAUGGAAAGAUGGAUGAGGUGGAGCAGGGUGAGGGGGAGGUGAAAGAUCACAUGGAGGAGGGAGAGGUACCUGAAUCCCUCAGUACUUCCUCUAUACCUUCAAAAGAGAAGGACAAAGAGGGGGAGGAAGAAAUCGGGGAAGCCCACCUUAAGCCCACUGAUCCUCCCCUGGUCUCUCCCCAGCCCCCAUUGUCUACCUCAGUCUCCCCUAUGGACACAAAACGCCGGCCCUGGUCCGAUGGGAGUGCGUCGGAGUGCGAUACAUGCGGCCGCUGGUUCUCCAGUUCCAGGAAGCGGGAUAAACACGAGCUUUGCCACUUGCUAGAGUUUGUGUGCCUCCUCUGUAGGGCCCCCUUCCCUUCCAGAGACCAGCUAGAGGACCACCAGAGAGCCCAACACCCCAAAGCCCCCGACCCCUCUUCUGUGCCAUCCCGAGCAGGGUCUCAGUCACGAGAUGAGGGCAUGGAGACGGAGAUUGAGUUAACAGAGGUAGACAGGGCAAGAGAGAGGCUUAUACUAGGGAAGGGAAGUCCAAGUCGCCUAAGCAGGAGGUCGUUGGCGAGACACACCUGUCCGCAGUGCCAUAAGGUGUGCAAGACAUCCUCAGCGCUAAACCGCCACGUUAGGCGCCACGAGUUAAGCAGCUCCCCGGAAAGAGAAAGGGAGGAGACGCAGACAGAGCCAAAAGCAGCAGCAGAGACAACAGUUAGCACUGUUAGCAAAGACGUAGAUACCAUGAGUGACCAUGUUCCCGGUGUUCAGUCUGUCCCAGUUAUCAGCUACCCUAUCCCAGAGCCACAGCAUAGUAGCGAGGGCAUAGAGCCGCUGCAGUGCGCGAGCCAGCCUAGCGAAGUGAAAGCAAAGCACCAAACUCCAACACUGUGCAGCGACCCUGAACACAAAGAACUUAAUGAACUCACAACUCCCAUUCCUGACAGAGAGCCCAGUCCACAGAUUAUUCAGCCCCCUCCAGAGAUCCCCAUGGCCGCUAUCCCCACAGCCGACCGGCCCACACCAUCUCCCUCCUUCUGUUGCUCCUCGGCCCUCCAGGGCGUGCUGGUCAUGAGCAGCGGAGCUGAAUGUUUGGACUACCGGACCCCCAGGAAGAGGAGUCUGGAGGGGCAGGACCACAGGAGGACCAGCCCUGCACCUGUCACAGGAACACCCACCGCUUCUCCAAAUAUGCCCCCGACCUUGCAGAUGAGAAUCAGCCAUACUGCUGCUCCUCCGUCCGUUGCCAUGACAACAGUGCCCCUCCAAGGGGUCUGUGGCGUGAAACAGGAGAGGGAUAUUGUUGGAAAAGGACUGAGGCAGGGAUGUGGGAUGGGCCUCCUCCAUCAUGCUGGUUUUAAGGACUCACCAGUGGCCCAAGAUCUCAGGGUCCCGCCCUUGUCCAGGAGCCCCAGUCCCAACCAAGCACAAGACCUGACCAUGUCCUCGAUUCUAGCCAGGGAGAGGGAGGUGGAGAGGGAAAGGCAGAGAGAAUGGGAGAGGGAGAUGAAGAGAGAGCUGGAAAGGGAACAGGAUAUGGAGAGAGAGUUGGAAAGGGGGAGGCAGAGGGAAAGGGAUAUGGACAGAGAGCUGGGAAGGAGGAAGCAGAGGGAGAGGGAGAUGGACAGAGAGCUGGGAAGGGAGAGGCAGAGAGAAAGGGUGAUGGAGAGGGCUCAGCAGUCUAGGGGAGCAUCACUACACGAGCAGACCAGAGACAUGGAGGGGACCCUCCUGGUACCCAAAGAGGAGCCAAUUAGUCCCGCACCGUCCCCGAUACACACACCCAUUCAAACUACUAUUAACAGCCCACCCUUGCAGAGGCGGCCCUCCAAGUCCCCUCGCCGCUCCCCCACUGCCAUGGACCUGCUGAUGCAGGCCAACCGACAGGCUGCCCAGUCCCUGCAUGGCACACAGGGCCUUGAGAGGUUUCAGUUGCCCACUGGGUCGGUUAGUUGCAGCGACCGCCCCUCGGCCCAUGCCCUGCUGCUCCCCCGGGCCCCCCCGCCAUCUGAGGAAGAGGCCCUGGACCACUCCCCAGCGCCAUCCAGAGACCCUCAUAGAGGGGAGGUCACCACCAGGGGAUACCCUAUGCAGGACUACCCCCUGCCCCUCAUCGUCCAGGGCGGCUACCGCUCUGGCAAGAAGCAGGAGGACAACCUGCUCAUGUCCUACCCGACGGGGCCUCUUGCCUUCGGGCCGCUGGGGAAGAUGGUGCCUACCGGGGAUCUUGCCAAACUGCCGUUCUACCCCGACCCCUACCACCUGCUCUACGGGCCGCAGCUGCUGGCCUACCCCUACAACCUGGCCACCUUGCCCAUGGCUCUAAACAUGAUGGCCCCCGGGGGGGACAAGGUGGAGCCGCUGCCCUUCCUUCCCGCCCUCUUCAACUACGCUGCUGCAGCUGGUCCCUACGCUGGCAUGGCACCACACCACCUAGUGGGCAACCCCAGCCUCUACAACAGCAGCGGCGGCAGCAGCAAGAAACAGCGGGACAACAGCAACGGAAAGUUGUAGAAGGUGUAUAAAGAAACAACAUCUGAGGAAUAUUUCAAAGCGGACGACCAGUCUGGAGAAGGAAGGGUGGCAUCGGCUCCUUUGUUCUGAGUACACUUGCACAGUCCCCUGCCUCUCUUUUGUAAAGUUGCGAUCAGAGCCUAAGCGUUGAAUCAGGAGAAGGGAUGAUGGGAAGAGGGGGAGUGAAGGAAAGGGGAGGAGAAACGAAAUGACAGAUCCCCCUUUCCUCUGGCUGUCCCCAUUCACCUCUGGUUUCUGUUCUCAUGUCUUUCUGUAGUAAUAGUUCUAGAGAUUAAUUGUCCUCUCCAACUUAUGACAAUAUCUAUAAUAUAAGAAUAACAACAGCUAACAGGGUGUGUUUUGCGGAAAAUUUGUUUUCGGUCUACUUCCCUUUCUGUUGACCACAUAAUAAUGAUCAUAAAUAAAGGAGAGGCUUGUGUUUUAGGGACGGAAGGCAAAAAGGACAUCAUUCAACACAGUGGGAGUCAGAGCGUUAAAUGACACUGUGUGAGUGAGUGUGUGGUGUGAGAUUGCUUUAGUUUAUGUGAGCAUGUACAUGCACAGUAUGUAGAAAUGUUUGUGCACGCUGAGGUGGGCUUCUGUUUGUUUGGCGUGUGUGUGUGGAUUUGUGUGAGUGGCUGUGUGGCUGCAGUCUGCCAUCUCAGUGCUGAUCAUUCCAUGGGGCUCUGAGGUGUUAGCAGCAUUCUAACACUAGAUGGACUAGGCAUUAUAGGUCAGUGCAUAGAAGCAUUAGAAGGAAUUCCUCUAUUCCAGUUCACAAAGUAGCAACUCUAGCUAACCGUUUGGCUGGAGUAGAUUCUGUAUUUGCGUCAAUUACCGAUCUUGUGAGCUUAUGUUGCCUCCACUAACCUAAGACGAUAGUGGCCAGAUGACUUUCAGUCCGGGUCUGCUUAGAGGUUCUUAUUAGUUUUUACCUUGUGCAUAACAGCUGGAAAACAUUCCUAGAAAAGGGGGGGAGACUUGACCCUUGCUGAUAUGUACAUGUACUGUAGCUGGCCACUGGGUGACAAUCAUAGGCUAGUGUAGCCCAUACACUUCCAGUUCUCCUUGUACUCAUCUCAUUUCUUCCAAGGAUUGAAAAUAAUCAAACAAGAAUCAGUCAACCUUUUUAUUCUUGUGGCCUUUUUGCUCCCCCUGAUGCCCCCUGGUGUCCACCAAAGACCCACUCCAUUUACUAGGCCGUGUUGAAGAGAGGGGGAGUGUACAAGGGAAUACAUAGAGGUGGAAUCAGGGCAGGGCAAUUCCUGUGAUAUCCUAAGAGAGAGAGCGAUUAAAAGAGAAACACAGAGGCCAGGGCGCACCUAGGUCAGUACCCUCAACAGAGCUUCUUGAUGUAAAAUCAAAACAACCCCUCCCCCUUAUCACUGAAAAUAAAUAGAAAAGGACAACGAGAAUCGAGUCGGAAGACGCAGGAAGAUCACGCCACACUGAGGUCUGCUUGUCUCAAACAGCUUUUUGUGUUCCAAUGGCUCCUCUCCUCCCUCCUUCUGCGCUCUGGGGUAGAGAAGCGAGGGGUGACGUAAUUGUCUCCCACAGAGCUGGUGUUGAAGGGCCGGGCUUAGCAGCAUCCAUUGUGCCGCUCUGAGUUUCCCAAAAUCCUGUGGGACUUUUUCUGUUCUGAGUCUUUCUCUGUGUGAUUUAUGUGUUACACUACGUCGUUUGUUUUGUUUAACUUUUUCUACCCCCUUUAGCUAGCUAGACAGAAGUGGAUUCAGCAAAAGGGGGUUUGAGUACACUUAUAAAUAUGAAUGUAAUUUUAGUCAAGAGGUUAUUGAAGUACAAAAUGCAUUAAAGGUAGAUGGAUUUAAGUUUUUCUGACUUGAAAAAUAACAUGUGUAAAGAGCCGUUAUGAAGUCUGGUAUGCAUAUUUACUGUACAUCCCUAGGAACUGUAUCCACAAAAGCAUGAGCAACACUCGCUUCCUAACAGUUUAUAUCCUCCUAGGUAUCCAAAAUCUCUCACUUUUUCUUCCCCAUAACUUUGUUUCUUUUUUCUUCCUCAUCCUGUUCUCAGUUCUCAAGCUCUGUUUUGUCUUGGUGGUAUUUGUUCCGGAGUAUAACCCCUUCAAAAAGAGCAGCUGCCACGUUUAUUUCUCAGAAUCAGUAUGGGAGCUGUCCAAUUAUCCCCCUUCCUCCCCAAACACACACACACUUUACACCGCCUCUUUGAAGUGUGUAAUAUGUAUGUGUGCGUGAUGACACCGCUGCGCUGUUAGUUUCGGGCAGGAGGACGAAAACACAGCGUGACCAACCACAGCGGCUUGUGGCCUCCACAUGGGUGUGGUUACAAGCCGUGUUUUGUGCGUCUCUGUGUGUGCGUCUCUGUGUGUGUGUGUAUGUCUGUAUGUGUGUGUGUCUGUAUGUGUGCGUGUCUGUGAAAAAAGGAAAACCAAAACAAAUCUGCUUCUAUGCAGCAUAUCCCUCGGGGUAUAGGGACCUCCUGUAUUUUUUUGUUGCCUUUUUCAGUGGUUUUGUUCCAGAGCCCCGCUCCCUACCCAGCUGUAAAGACUCUCCAUACUAUACCUAUCUGAGGCCAUUUCACUAGAUGGACAUAUUUGUGUUUUGUAAAAAAACAUUUCUUAUGCCAUAGUUUUGCCAUCAUGGCAAUCAAUCAUUGACCAAACGCCUGCAAAUAGACAUAAAGAGUGAAUUCUGGUGAUGAUAUACACAUUUACGGUAUGUUUAGUAAGUUCAAAUGAAUUGUGCCUCCACUUUGAUAUAUUUAAACGUAGCUGUAUUGAAAUGGUGAGGAUCUUCCAGAUUUCAGACAAGGUGCCUUUUUAUGGCAUAAGAAAUGUAAAUGGUAUAUGGCUGAAUUGAUCAAAAUGGCAAAUAACUUGAAGAAAAAUCAUGUGGUUUAGUGUGUUAUGAAGCUGGUCAUAGUUCUAGGGGUGUGGCUAAACUGUUUGGUAUUGUGUAUGUUUAGGUAAAUACUGUGCCAUAGUUUUUAGAGUCCACAAAUACGUUAUCGUUUUUCUUUCUUCUUCAGAUAUAUAAAAUGUUUUAAUGUUGCCUGAUAACGUUGUCUCUGGAUUUGAUACAAAGGCUUGUAGCCACAGCUCUCCCAAAGUCCCUUGUUUUUGUUUUCUUCCAUGGUUCUUCUCCUCUUUCCCCACUUUCUCCCCUCUCCCCCUUUUUCUCCUCGCUACAAUCAAACAAAUAAAGUAUUAACCUGAUGACCCAACAGA
Messenger RNA from Coregonus clupeaformis (lake whitefish), 9239 nucleotides. RefSeq lists its product as uncharacterized. Lineage: Eukaryota; Metazoa; Chordata; Actinopteri; Salmoniformes; Salmonidae. Gene Ontology annotation, molecular function: RNA polymerase II cis-regulatory region sequence-specific DNA binding; DNA-binding transcription factor activity, RNA polymerase II-specific. Bases 761 to 6031 code for a protein of 1756 amino acids. The transcript has 2 exons. The record is from RefSeq and is a predicted model, not a curated record. Gene Ontology annotation, biological process: regulation of DNA-templated transcription.